AUGUCUGCCCCAUUGUCUCAUGCUGACAUCACACUUCUUGCACAGUUACUCAUUCGCCUGUCUCCUACUGGCUUCAUCACUGACUGCACCAGUUGUGGUGGUGCAGUCACCUUGUCAAUCUGUCGGUCUGAUAAGAAUGGGAAUGGUGGAAAACCAAUGGCAAGGCAUACAUCAUGUUCAUUCUACUGGUGGUAUCCCAAACUACUUGCUUUCCUGCACAUCACAUCAUUAAUUCCUAUGUCAACUGCAUCACCAAGUCCCCCCAGCUCUCAACCAAUCACCUCCUCUAGCAGUACUACCCUCACCAUGCUGCCACCCCCCCUGACACAGCCCUUGAGCAGGUGCCAACAUAAGCAGGGUGAAUGUCCUUUCCAUAGGCUUAACAAUGGCCCACCUAUGCUUGGAGACAAGGAGGAUGAUUUUCUGAUCGAGGAGCCUGAGGAUGGUAGCUUUGGCCAUGAGGACCUUUGUCAGGCAUUGCAUGCCUCUCUUCAGGACUUAGGCUUUCCCAUCCCAGAUGCACCACUCCCUUCCAUGCACAACCUUCUGUCUGCACUGCCUGCUCCUAUCCCUUGUAAUCACAUCCAACUGCCAAGCAUUUUUCUGGAGGGUGACUCAUCUCCUCCCCCUAUGGACCCUAUAUGGGCCACUGAUUUGCAUGCCCAGGCUAGGCAGGAGGCUGAUGAUAAGCAGGUUGAGGAGUGUCGCAAGGAGAUGGAACGAGAAGUGAGGCAACACUUUGCAUUGCAUUGGUUUGAUGCUGACAAUGCUGCUGUCAAGGUAGAAUGGGUGUCCAAGUGCCCUUACUAUCCUCAAUGGCAGCUUGCCAAUGAUCCUGAGCUUAUCACCUCCUUAGGCACAGAUAUUCACAAGAUCAAGUCUGGCUGUCAUCUCUUUCUUCAUUGUUAUGGUGUCAUCCAGUGUGACGGCUUCCAGGAGCUCUUGAUGGCAUCAAAACAUACUUCACGCCCUCAUCACCUUUGGUUCAACAUGACAGGUGAGCAUGAUGUCAUGCGAAAAAAGCUCAAGGCCAAGCAGGAGAUCAUUGAGAUACCAUCUUCCCUGGUCAUCACAGCCAAGCAUGAAUGGGAGGAGAGCAGUGAGCUUGCUUUCACCCCAAUGUGUCCAUGA
Molecule: messenger RNA, 1131 nt
Organism: Suillus subaureus
Lineage: Eukaryota; Fungi; Basidiomycota; Agaricomycetes; Boletales; Suillaceae
Exons: 6
Coding region: 1-1131 (376 amino acids)
Source: RefSeq, a predicted model, not a curated record